This is a messenger RNA of Strongyloides ratti, 1287 nucleotides long. RefSeq names its product C-type lectin domain and C-type lectin-like domain and C-type lectin fold domain-containing protein. The record is from RefSeq and is a predicted model, not a curated record. NCBI's taxonomy places the organism in Eukaryota, Metazoa, Nematoda, Chromadorea, Rhabditida, Strongyloididae. The transcript is spliced from 2 exons. The coding region runs from base 1 to 1287 and encodes 428 amino acids.
AUGAUAAUUUUUUACAUAACAAUAAUUUUACAACUUUUUCUAAAAUAUACAGAAGAAUUUUAUAUUGAAAAUAGUAAUGUAUUUUCGCCUUAUACUUCAUGUUCCAAUGAUGGAUUCAUUUUCACUGAAGGAAAUAGAUGUUAUAAAGCAUUUCAACAUGGUAAAAGUUUCAAAGAAGCAGAAGCUAUUUGUGAAAAAUUAAAUUCAACUAUUGCAUCACUACAUUCAUUUAUGGACAAGUAUAAUUUUAUAAAAUUUAUUGAAAAACAUAAAAUUCGUAAUGAGAAAGCAAUUAUAAUGUCCGGUUAUAAAUGUUUUAAUAACAAAAUAUGUGUAUGGAUUGAUCGAUCUCGCUUUGUUUUAGAAUCCGGUUUCAAAACAGCAAAAAAUAAUUUGCCUUGUUAUGGAAUAUUAACAAAUCAUCUUAGUUCAUGGUCUUGUAUUGAUAAAAUAGAAGAAAAUGUAAAUAUUAUUUUUGUAUGUGAAAAAAAAUCCAUCUCUUUGCCUAAUUGUGAAAAUAAGGAUUACCAUAGAAAACCGGAUGGUCAUUGUUAUAAAAUACUACAUCCAAAUGAAAAAUUUUCAAAACGGGUGGCACAAUCAAUAUGUAGAGAUGAUGGAGCUAACCUUCCAAUUAUUCAUAAUCAUUUGGAACAUUUUGUUGUUAAUGAAUUAGCUAAUGGAGAAGAUAUUCAUAUUGGUUUAAAAUGUUCCAGUGGUCCAAUUAACAUAAAAAAUUGUUUUUGGAGUGAUAAAUCAAAAAUGGAUUAUGUUGGAAUUAAAGAACCAUCUGCAAUUAAUAGUUUGUCGUCUUCGUGUUUCUCUACAACCAACGACUACUAUUGGACAAAUGGAAACUGUAAACAUCUAAGAAGAGUCGUAUGUCAAAUACGAAUGAAUUACAAAAACAGAAAUUCUUUAAAUGAAAUUAAUAUAAAUGAACCACCUAAUUAUCAAGUUGAAACUAAUGAAAUAUCAGCAAAAGAACUUUAUUCAGAUAUGUCAGCAGAAGGAGUAGAUCCUGAACUAAGUAAUUAUAUAAAUGGUCACAAUAAUCGUCCACAGUCAAUACGAGAUGCUAAUAGUUAUUUACUAAAUAAAAGUAUAGAAACAACAAUUACUUCUUAUGAAACAACAACAACAACUACUUCAGGAACAACUCAAGAAAAUGAUGAAAUAGUAGAAGAAGUAAUUGAAGAAAAUAUUCCUGAGAAGGAAACUUUAGCAGAAGUAGAUUUCAACGAGGAAGCAACAAUAAAAAUUAGUCAUUUAGUAAAUAAAAAGUAA